Melitaea cinxia (Glanville fritillary) is the source of this 875-nucleotide messenger RNA. It is a transcript of the gene Dtd, whose product is annotated as D-aminoacyl-tRNA deacylase-like. The record is from RefSeq and is a predicted model, not a curated record. Gene Ontology annotation, cellular component: cytoplasm. Gene Ontology annotation, biological process: tRNA metabolic process. The coding region runs from base 190 to 681 and encodes 163 amino acids. Gene Ontology annotation, molecular function: D-tyrosyl-tRNA(Tyr) deacylase activity. The transcript is spliced from 5 exons. NCBI's taxonomy places the organism in Eukaryota, Metazoa, Arthropoda, Insecta, Lepidoptera, Nymphalidae.
AUGGUCAAAUGUCAGUCAUUCAGCGACUGUCAAUCUUCACUGUCAAUUAUUUGUUGUCAGUUUUCACGUGUUUGUCUUCUAGUAUUUAUUUUCAUUGUGAUUUUGCAAUGUAUUUAACAUGUAUUUAAUAAAGUUCAUUUAACAUUUUACGUAAUAAAUUGAAGAAUAUAUAGAGCUGAAGCCUUCAUAAUGAAAGCGGUAAUACAGCGUGUCACUAAUGCCAAAGUAAUUUUAAAUAACGAAGUUCCUGUAAGUAUCGGGCCCGGAAUAUGUGUCCUCGUUGGUUUUCACAAAGAAGAUACGCUCAAAGAUUUGGAAUACAUAGUGAAAAAAAUAUUAAGUGUAAAACUGUAUGCUGAUGACAAUGAUGAAAACUGGGAAAAAAGUGUAGUGGACAAACAAUUAGAGGUGCUCAUUAUUAGCCAAUACACCAUUUAUAAUGGCUGGAAGGGUAAUACACCAGAUUUUCAUAAAACAAUGGGUGGAGAAAAAUCACAAGAACUCUAUAGCAAAUUAAUGGAAAUGGCAAGAGAAAUUUAUAACCCAGAAAAAGUAAAAGAUGGUGUUUUCGGGAUCUAUAGACAGCUUUACUUGGAGAAUGAUGGUUCAAUGACGUUUGAAAUCGAUUCACCUCAAGCUUGUCAUGAACUGCCUAAUGAAAAUAGUAAAAGUACUAUAUGAACAAUCAUGAUAGUCAUCAUUUUAAAUGUUUUAUUGACUACAAUUAAAAAGAAUCAAACGGAUGUCUUAAAAAAUCGGAAAAAGAUAAUAUUAGAAUCCACAAGAUUUUUAGCGAUAUUAUUAUUUUAUAUUAUAGGACAUUUAGACCUUGCAAUAAAUAGUUUAUUGUUACCUAGUCAAAGUACUAUUUUUAC